UCGUAUGCUCUCUACACUCGGUUGACCUCACGGCCAUUGAAUUCGGAAUUAACUCGAGUAGUUACGUAUUUUGAAAUCGUAGUAGGUUAGGUUAGAAGGAGAAAGAAAGCCACAACGGUUAAGAAUGAAUGUUAAAAACUUCCUAUCGUAUCGAUGGCAUAUCUACACUUUGGCGCAUGGCGGUGAAAGGAUUCGCCAAUCGGCGUACGGAAGUGGACGAGGAAAUUGAAGAGCCAGAGGCGGCGUCGCCGGGUUGCGCGGAGGAACGACGGCGGAGGCCUGACUUGCUGGACGAACGCCUUGGCCGCCAAUUUGCCGAAUUUCGGCGGCGGCGCGCGCCUAGGGAUGUCAUCAGGGAGCCGCCCGAGGAGAGCGCAGGGUGCGACUCCGCGCCCGCACCCGCGCCCCGCCCGCCCGGCGCCGUCGGCGGGCCGAAGUGACAGGAACGAUCAGUCUAUUGUGUCCGAGUGAACUCAGUGCACUUGGUGAUAUUCGGAAAUUGGUAAACCACUCCAACCACACCACUCAGCCGAAGUUCAAUAGGUGCUGUUGAAUGAAACCACGCGAGCAAGUCGACUAUUGUCAUAUAUUGUACAAUAUCGUAGUAAAUAAGUAACAAUUGAGCCGAGGCGGCGCCGCUGGGCGCGCGUCGCCUCUCCACCUCUGCACGGCACGGACACGGGUGACUCGGAGAGGCGCUUUGCAGUGCACCGCAUGUCAUUCCGUCACUUGGCUACGAUGUUCUAGUACGCAUACCGCCAAUGAAGCUGUAGACUUUUCUUUCAAACGGUUCCCAAAUUAUUACGUGCCCUUCCCGUCGUCAUCAAUGUAGGUGACACGCGGUGGUGGACGCCUCUCCGAGACACUGUGUCGAUAAUAUGUUC
Hyposmocoma kahamanoa is the source of this 884-nucleotide messenger RNA. RefSeq lists its product as uncharacterized. The record is from RefSeq and is a predicted model, not a curated record. The transcript has 3 exons. Bases 129 to 440 code for a protein of 103 amino acids. NCBI's taxonomy places the organism in Eukaryota, Metazoa, Arthropoda, Insecta, Lepidoptera, Cosmopterigidae.